UCGAAGAACGGCGACGAAGAUUUCUGAUUUGGCAGUUGCCAAAUGGCACCUCACAUUUUCUUCUGUUUGCGCGGCGAAGUGAAGAAAGAGAGAGAUUUCAGAUAAGAAGACCAAAACCACUGCGGAGGAAAAAUUCCCGCUCUCUUUCUUCUCUCUACAUCGCUUCUUCCAUAAGGUUUCUUCUCUCCACCUCCACUGUUUUUCUCCUCUCCUUGAUGCUACUCGCCCAUCUCUUCCGCAGCAUUUCUCACAAAUUUCGCAGAAUUCGUUUCUGCAAUCGUUUCGAAAUUAUCUGCUUUCUCGCCGGUUUCUGUGCGCGUGUAUGAUUGGAGGAGCUUCUCUGCAGAUGUUUUUAUUCCCAGCGGUGUAAAACUUUUUCCUUCGCGUACAAUACAUUUGCCUAGUCUCAAUGGUUUGCUCAGUUGGAAGUGUGAGAAUGGCGGUGAUGACAAGGCUUCUAGCUGCUGGGAGUUUCUCGCGAACUAUUGCAGAGGAAGCUGGUCAUCAGAAAUUAGCGUCUGAAUUUCUCUGCAGAGAACUUCGUGAUGCAGAUGAAGCAAAUUUAAUUGAUGAAGAAGAUAUGCACGUUUUUGGUUUGAAGCCCAUGACCGAUCCCCUGAAUUUGGUUUGCUGCAAUAUCUGUAAGAAGCCAGUAAAGGCCAGCCAAUACAUCAUUCAUUCUGAACUUUGCAGGUCAUUAAGUUUGGGACAAGGAGCUAUUAUGGACCUUGAUGGUGGGAUGGGCCAUAGAAAACACUCGAGGAAGGAGAGGAAAAAGUUAUUACCUGCUGAUGCUAAUAUAUCAGCUCUGGAGAAAGAAGGAUCUGAAUCAGCAUAUGCUGAUUAUUCUGCUGCAUCUGCAUUUCCAACUAAUAACCAAUUUGAAAUGGUCAAGUUAACAAAAAGAAAUACCUACAAUGUGGCGCCUAUACCAGAUGAUUUUACAGGAGUCUGUCCUGGUGUUGUAGAUCAUUCAGCUAGUUUGACACAUCCUUUCACAAAGCGGUCCAAAUUGAUAACUGGUGAAGGACUGUUACUGACAUCUGAUUUAGAGCCAUCGUCAGCUAAAGAAAAAAUUAGAUAUGUUCCGUUUCCUCUUGCAAGUAAAAUAUAUUACUCUCAAAGAAGUAAUCAUUUACGUUCGGCGCUUGGUUAUCUUUACUGGGAGGCUGUUGCAUCUAGCAAGGAAAUAUGUAAUACGGUGGAUCAUGAAAUGACGAAGGAAAAUGUAAAACAAUUUGAUAAUUCUUCUCAGGAGGAGUCGUCCCAAGAACAAACAAAUGAUAUUAUUGGAAAGAAGGGAAAACUUAAAAGAAAGUUACAUCACGAACAUCAGAUGGAUAGUCAUUCCUUAACCUCUGCAUUGAAACCUGACAACAAUCUGGCCAUAUUCUCAUCUGGGAAAUGUCUGCCUGCCGGUGGUGCCUCAAAUCAGUUUGUUGUUGGCAGCAGUGUUGCAUGGCCACAGAUUGCUCCAGUUGAAUUGACACAGAAAAAACUAUCCACCUAGACGGCUAGUCCUAACUAUUUUGAAGAUAUUUCAGGCAAACCAUUGUAGACUAGGCAACAGCCAAGCGGAAGUGUCCUUGUUGUAUAGAAGUCUUGGUGGCACGUUUUUGUAGGCACAGUGGUAUAUGUAAUUAACCCUAAACUUGAGGUUAGGACCAUAAACCUUGUUUUUGAUAUUGGCAAUGAAAAUCAUUUGAAAUUGUUCAUUCUA
Messenger RNA from Cucurbita pepo subsp. pepo (vegetable marrow), 1720 nucleotides. RefSeq lists its product as uncharacterized. The record is from RefSeq and is a predicted model, not a curated record. Lineage: Eukaryota; Viridiplantae; Streptophyta; Magnoliopsida; Cucurbitales; Cucurbitaceae. Gene Ontology annotation, cellular component: SAGA complex.